Fusarium tjaetaba is the source of this 1449-nucleotide messenger RNA. RefSeq names its product major facilitator superfamily transporter. Gene Ontology annotation, molecular function: transmembrane transporter activity. The record is from RefSeq and is a predicted model, not a curated record. The transcript is spliced from 5 exons. Gene Ontology annotation, biological process: transmembrane transport. NCBI's taxonomy places the organism in Eukaryota, Fungi, Ascomycota, Sordariomycetes, Hypocreales, Nectriaceae. Bases 1 to 1449 code for a protein of 482 amino acids.
AUGAGCGAACAGUUCAACAUGGGUAAGGAGGAGGAAGCGCAGUCGGGCGACGUGGUCGACUUUGAGGGAGACUCCGACACCCACAACCCGCAGAACUGGCCCAUGGGGAAAAAGGUGUAUACGACAGCCCUGUGGGCCCUGACUACAUGCUGGAUCACCUUUGCCUCCGCCAUUUACUCGGCUGGCACAGCAGAGAUUAGUGAGGAGUUCCAUGUGUCGUACGAGGUGGCCAACGCGGGCACCAGUCUACUCAUUUUCGGGUUUGCUCUGGGACCCAUGCUCUGGGCGCCUCUGUGUGAAGUUUAUGGCCGGAAAUGGCCUGCUCUCGCUCCCUAUUUCAUUAGCGCAGCCUUCGCCUUCGGCACUGCGACCGCCAAGGAUAUCCAGACAAUCCUAAUAACAAGGUUCUUCGCCGGCGUGUUCGGCAGCUCCCCCAUCUCCAUCACAGGCGGUUCCAUCGUCGACAUCUGGACCCCACGCCAGCGGGGUACCCCCAUGGUCUGCUACGGCAUCACCAUCGCUGCGGCGCCGACCCUGGGGCCUAUCAUCGGCGGCGCCUUUAUCGCGAGCGGCUGCGGCUGGCGCUGGACCGAGUAUUUGACGGGCAUCGUCAUGAUGGUCCAGUUCGUCCUAGACGCCUUGUGGCUAGACGAGAGCCACGCUGACGUGCUUCUCACUCGCAAGGCAGGCCGCCUCCGUCGGUCUACGGGGAAUUUCAGUCUCCACGCUAAGUGGGAGGAGACUAGCCCAACGUUCAAGAGUCUACUGAGUACAUACCUUGUCCGACCGUUUCAGAUGCUUCUGGAUCCAAUCUGCCUCUUGCUUACGAUCUAUACCUCUUUCGUCUAUGCAAUCCUUUACGCGAGCUUGGAGAGUUUCGCCUUAGAAUACGGCCGGUUCCGGGGAUGGGGACCCGUAGUGAGCCAGCUUCCCUUCCUGUCGCUGUUGAUUGGCUGUCUCUUUGCCGCGGCGGCCAACAUCUUCAACAACAUCUAUUACGGAAAGAAGCUCGUCGCCAACAACUUCAAGCCUGUUCCUGAAGCGAGACUUCCACCAAUGAUGGUGGGCGGCUUCGCCUUUUCUGCAGGUCUUUUCCUUUUUGGCUGGACCUCGGUCGAGCACGUCUCUAGCCCAUGGCCGUCCAUCAUUGGCGUCUUCCUCACAGGGGUUGGCUUCACCACCAUCUUCCAAUCCUCCCUCCAGUAUCUCGUCGACACUUUCACCCGCUACAGUGCUAGCGCUAUUGCGGCUAAUACUUUUGUCCGAUCCAUGGCUGCAGGUGCCUUUCCUCUCUUUGUCUGGCCCAUGUAUGAAAAGAUCGGCAUCGAUUGGGGGAGCACUAUCUUUGCCUGCAUUAGCGUGCUUCUGCUGCCAGCUCCCUUCCUCUUUUUCAAAUGGGGUUAUCGGAUCAGGGCCCGUGGCGAAUUCAGCAAGCUCUCGACCUAUUAA